AGCGUUUCGCGGCCGUGAUCAUGCGUAUCCGAGAGCCCAAGACGACCGCUUUGAUCUUCGCUUCAGGCAAGAUGGUGGUGACUGGUGCCAAGUCGGAGGAUGACUCCAAGCUGGCAUCCCGGAAAUACGCGCGUAUUAUCCAGAAGCUUGGCUUCAAUGCCAAGUUCACGGAUUUCAAGAUCCAGAACAUCGUGGGCUCCUGUGACAUUAAGUUCCCCAUACGUCUGGAGGGUCUGGCCAGCCGCCAUCACAACUUCAGCUCCUACGAGCCUGAGUUGUUCCCCGGUCUUAUCUACCGUAUGAUGAAGCCGAAGAUCGUGCUUCUCAUCUUCGUCAGUGGCAAGAUUGUCCUCACCGGUGCCAAGGUCCGUGAGGAAAUCUACCAGGCGUUCGAACUGAUCUAUCCUGUGCUUUCGGAUUUCCGUAAAGUCUAGAGAGCAUCACGCUCGACAGGAGGAUCUCGACUUCAUGUCUCCACCUUCAACAACUUGUAUUAACACGGCUUUUUUUUCCCUUGCACUGGCCCGCGAGGUUGUACUA
Aspergillus ibericus CBS 121593 is the source of this 540-nucleotide messenger RNA. RefSeq names its product TBP family protein. Gene Ontology annotation, biological process: DNA-templated transcription initiation. The coding region runs from base 21 to 434 and encodes 137 amino acids. The transcript is spliced from 2 exons. The record is from RefSeq and is a predicted model, not a curated record. NCBI's taxonomy places the organism in Eukaryota, Fungi, Ascomycota, Eurotiomycetes, Eurotiales, Aspergillaceae. Gene Ontology annotation, molecular function: DNA binding; RNA polymerase II general transcription initiation factor activity.